UCUUGGAAAUAGAUUAUUUAAAAAAUUUAAAAGUCGUUUCAGAAUCAAGGACGUGACGCGGCAAAGCUGUAUCUCAAGCAGUUCUCUCAAGAUUGAGUCGCUAUCGUUUAUAUUGAACGGUUAAAUCAAACGUAAGCUAUUUACUGUUCAUCCUUUGUAUACAACGUUCACGUCUAGUAUACUCGAAUAGAAAACAUUUUGUUCAACGUCCAAUAGACCAACAUCAUGGAUCAAGAUACGGCUUGCAAGAGUUUCAGAAGUACCAAAGAACUCUUGGGUCAUCUAUGUUUGCUACUUUUCAUUAGUUCAUUGCCUCGACUGACAUUGGCAACCGUGAGUACUUCCGAUGUUGAUCAAAUAGGGUUUACACAGAUCAAGCUCGUCAAAUUCAGUUAUUUGUGGAGAGUGCAAAACUUCAGCUUGUAUGCCGAAGCAAAAGGGGAACAAUUUAAUUCGCCUCCAUUUUUUUCCGAGGAAAGCGAGCGUUAUAAUUGGAACUUAUUAUUAUAUCCUCGAGGAAUUUCGAACGGCAAUUAUUUGUCGGUAUUCUUGCAGUAUGUAACCGGCAAUGCGCUCAGGGUUAAAGCAGAGUAUAAGAUAUCUAUUUUGAACUCUUCAUACGAUGAAAUACAAACAAUCGGAGCUUUUGGAACCUUUGAUAGAAAUGGAGUUAAAUAUGGAUCUCCCUCAAUAAUUGGUAGAGAUUAUGUUUUAAAUGCAACUAACCAUGUCUUACGAAAUGACGAACUCGCUAUAUACGCCGAAGUUACAGAAUUCAGAAUCAUUCAGAGACCCAAGUAGUUUUUAUGUGACACGUGUAUUAUGUAAAAAAGAAUAUUAUUGAAUGUAAUAGAUUAAAAAACUUUGAAAAAUAAUAAAUAAUUCAUGCUAAUCGUUAUCCGGAAUACAUAGACACUGUUAGAACUUAUCUUACUAUUCAUCAAAGGAUAAAUAAAUUAGACGACUUAUUUUCCUUAUCCUCUAUUUUAAAAUAAUAAUUUACAUUGCAUAGCAGAGUCAUUUCUAAAAUUAUGACUAAUCUCAGAAACAUCGGGUCAAUAAAAAUUAGAUACAUGAUUUCAAGAUAGGUUUAUCUAGCUUACAAUGUUAUCACUGUUAUCGAACGAAUAAAAGAAGGAACCUAUCCUCAUGUGCGUGACAGUUUGCAAGCAAAGCACAGUUUUGUCGAAGCAAGGAAUGUCAAGGAAUAAAAACUAAAUUUGUUAUUAACACAAAGUCAAAAAAGUUUUGCACGGAAGAUAAACACGAUUGGAUACCAUGGACGUAGAUACAAAUGAUAAAAUUGAUAGAAGAAAUAUUACAAAACAAUUCAUCCAGCUAUUCUUACUGUUUUCAAUUUUAUCACUGCCUCGCAAAUAUCCGCAAAAGUGAAUACAUCAGAUGUCGGGCAAUGGGGAUCUAUACGGAGAUUAAGUCGUUCAAGUUUAAUUACUUGUGGACAGUGAAGAACUUUAGUCUAUACGAAAAGGAUGGAGGAAUAUCUCUUGAAUCGCCAUUCUUUGACGAUACAGUAAUCAACGAUCCUUGUAACUGGAGUCUUCUGUUGUAUCCUGAAGGACAUGAAUCUGAUGAGGAAUACUUAGCGAUAUAUGUACAAUACGUAAGUGGUAGAGAGUCAUCAGUUCGAGCAGAAUACAAAAUAUCUGUUCUAGACUCUUCGUACAACGAGAUAAAAACAAUUGAAGAUCAUAGUAUUAUUGAUAAAGGUGGAUUGGGAUCAGGAUCUCGUAAAAUGAUUCUGAGAGAGCACGUAUUCGAUUUAGUUAACAACGUUUUACGAGAUAAUGAACUUGCAAUCUACGUCGAAGUGGCAGAAACCAGAAUGCUCAAGGGACGUAGAAUUAUAUUAUAGGCACAACUACUGUAUAUUAAUAAAUUUGUUUUGAGAGUUUUGUCAAAAA
Molecule: messenger RNA, 1922 nt
Organism: Nasonia vitripennis (jewel wasp)
Lineage: Eukaryota; Metazoa; Arthropoda; Insecta; Hymenoptera; Pteromalidae
Product: speckle-type POZ protein-like
Exons: 2
Coding region: 226-801 (191 amino acids)
Molecular function (GO): protein binding
Source: RefSeq, a predicted model, not a curated record